CGUUGAGUUGGCAGCACUUCCGGCGCCGAGGUCUGUACUUCCGGCUGAAAGGUCUGGGCGGAUUCCGGUUGGGGUCCGAAGUGACGUGGAGAGAGAGGCCGGACGGAGCGGCGCCGGCUGGGCUCCGGGCAUCAGAGAUUUAUUGCCAAGGAAGAUUUUGUCAAGCUAUUCAUACUUAUGUGCAUAUAAGCCUCACUGACAGCAACAAGAUUUACUUCCAGAAUCAGAGAAGGUUAAAUAAAAAGAAGGAUGAAGCUUUACAGUUUAAGUGUCCUUUACAAAGGUGAUCCAAAAGUGCAUUUACUGAAAGCUGCCUAUGAUGUGUCAUCAUUUAGCUUUUUUCAGAGAUCCAGUGUUCAGGAAUUCAUGACCUUCACGAGUCAGCUGAUAGUAGAGCGUUCGGAGCAUGGUAGUAGAGCCUCUGUGAAGGAACAAGAAUACCUCUGCCAUGUCUAUGUGAGGAAUGAUGGGUUGGCUGGAGUAGUGAUUGCAGACAAUGAGUAUCCAUCCCGAGUCUGUUUCACAUUGUUGGAUAAAGUACUAGAUGAAUUCUCCAAGCAAGUCAGUAGGAUAGACUGGCCUUCUGGAACCCCAGCAACAAUAAACUACACAGCAUUGGAUGGCUACCUUAGUAAAUAUCAGAACCCUCGUGAUGCAGACGCAAUGACAAAAGUGCAAGCAGAACUGGACGAGACCAAAGUCAUUCUUCACAAUACAAUGGAAUCCUUGUUAGAACGAGGAGAGAAACUGGAUGAUCUAGUGUCCAAAUCAGAAGUUCUUGGAACUCAAUCAAAAGCCUUCUAUAAAACUGCCCGCAAGCAGAACUCGUGCUGCAAGAUCAUGUGACCCCCAUUGGCUGUGACCCACCACAUACUCUGGACUAUCAGGCUUUCCCAGAACAAGACAGUAAGAAGAUGAACCCCAAUACUACCUACAGUGACAGUCCAUGUUUCCAGAUUUUUAAUCACCUUGGCCAGACUGGGUGCAUGGAAUGGGAUAGCAUAUUGCGGGUUAUGAAUUUAAAGCAAUUUUUUAUUUCUUUCUCUUGGAAAGGCGUCAUCUUGGAAAAGAUGUUUGUAUUAUAUGGGGUUAGAAAUAUACUGACUUUUCCCACUCCUAACAAAGGGGCUCUUGUUCUAGCAGUCUGAUUGAUUGUUGGACUCUGUGGGGCUGUUUGAUUCUUUCUGAAACCUACAAGCAAAUGUGGACUCAGACUGCACCUGUUGCUAUUUACUGAUGUAAACUAACUAAACAGUUUGCCCAUCUGAAGGUUGUGAGCUGGUAUGAAGACCCAAUUUGCCAGUCUUGGCACUUCUUUAAAUGGUGGUGGUGAUUUUCCUUGUAUACUGAAUGUUGUAGAAGGAAGGCAGAAGCAAUCCUAACAUCCUCAGCCCUUUCUGACUUUCCCUUGGAACACUUGUGGACAGACAUACUAGUUAAAAAACCUUGCAUAGCUUGAGAAAUGGUUCUGCUUUAUAAUUGACUGGAAGAGCUCCAUAGAAGUGAGGAAAGAGAUUUCUAGGGAGAGCAUGGCUUUGUGAAAUUGCUUGAAAUUGAGUUCUUCUGUCUCAAGCUGGGUAAGUUUUCCUAUCUUGGGGUUAUAUUUGUGAAGGACACGAGCAGCUUUUGAGAGCUGAUUUUCUCACCCAACACUGUCACCAAGCACAGGAUUUAUUUAAGAAGGCAUAAUGUGGCACCACUUACUGGAAAUCUGGCAUUUUCAGUUGGUUAGCCAUGGGACUGGUCAUAUUUUUUGUAUGUGAUUUGUGUUUUGUUACACUCCUCUGGAUGAUGUGAAAGGGCUGUUUCACAGUCUAGCUAUCUCUUUUCACUGACAACUUUGUGUUAUGGCUGCUGUUAAACAGAACGUUUGCCAUAGUAUUAACUGGUAGCCAUUACUUAAGAACACUGUGCUGUUGCCCAGAAGCACCAUCUGCUGCUUUGCACUCAGAGCUGUACCAGUCUUGUGGAGUGUGACUUUUCCUAUAUUGGGUGUAAGUGUGUUAGCUGCUAAAGUUGUGCAUCUUGGUGUUGUCUCGUGAUGUUCUCAGCUGGAUGUUAUGUUCCCCCCAGAGAGUUCAAAAUUGCUGGCUAGUUUUGUGUAAGUGUAGAAAAUGUUGUUACUAAUGCUCUUGUUUCAGUGGUGCCUGAAAUUUGAGGCACAUUCUGUCAUGGAAGGCAGGGAUGUACUGGUCUCCAGCUGCAGGUUCCCCCUUACCCCUACCCCAUCUUGCCUUUUCCUACCGCAGCUGUGGUGGAUUUGUAUUUGACAAGGGGCCCUGAGUGAUGCAGUUCUUGUAGCCAAGUCAAAAGAAAUGCCACAUGGUGCUUUUGUAUAUUAAUAGGUUUGUGGAGAAAAGAGGCACUUGAUGCUUGUCUUAUUUGCCCAGUUAAAAUGACAAACACUUGCCUUUUAGAGUCAGUGGAGAACCUGUGUUCCUCUAGGUGGUGUUGGAGCCUCCAGGCCCUUCUAGCCUUAGUCAGCAUGGCUAGUAGUCAGGGUAAGAGAUAUGGGCCAUCUACAUCUGUGGGACAACAAACUCCCCUCCCCAGUUCCAGGUAGUAUUUUUGAAUUAAUACAGCUGGUGUAUUAUGGAGAGGAACAUGGGAAAUUGAGGAGGGUCUUUCCUGGCUGCAUUACUUUGUAACAAGCAAUAUACUAAAGAUGGCAGAUGCCCAGAUAUCUAAAAAUGGCCUGACCAAAUCAGGCUUAUUGAGUGCAAUUUGAUUUGUAAUGUUCACUCCUUUUUUUUUCUUCUUUUUUUUAUGGCAUUCGAUUGUCUCAGUUCCCCAAUUGAAGGCCUCUUGCAAUUUAUAAACACACUCCAAGCUUGGAACUGAAGGCAGGAUAUGGGGCAAGUGAGAGCCCCAGGGUUUUAAGACCUUUCUGUUAUCUGAAAUGACUUGUUAUCUGAAUGAUGGUGGGGUGCAGCUUGUGAACUGACAGCUUGGUUGCACUUACUUGCUCUCUGUGCCCUUCCUGGGAAGGAAUUUGGCCCAAGAGCACACCUUGGCCAAUUGAAGACUUGAAUCUUAUGCAGAGGCUGUAUUGACAGAACUGAUGCAGCACCCUUGUAGGUGCCAGCAAUCACCAGCCUUAAUUUUUCUUUCCUUUUCCCAUCUCUGCUUCAAAUGUACCUGAGGGCAGUUGGGUUUUCUGUAAAGUCCAUUUCUGUUGCAGUCAGUUUCCUUUGGGUGAUUGCUUUGAUCCUAAUGAGCUCUCCUAACAAGAGAGGCUGAGUAGAAAACUGCAGUGGGUUAGUUCUGUAAAUACUUACUAUAGGAGAGAAUUUGGUCAUUUUAAAAAUGAAAAUGGACUGCAGAGACUUACCCAGAGAAAUGUAGAGCAAACUAAUUAGUUAUGUUUUUUGUCCCCCAGCUUCACUUGCACCCAUCUGUUCCUACCCUCUUCCUUCUUUCUAAUGUGGGAGCUUUUACUAAAGAUUGUAUUUUAAUAAAUAUUGCUUAACUUCUCUAUGUACUGGAUUAUAUCUAUGUGGAUAAAGUUAUCACUUGAACAUUUAAAAA
This is a messenger RNA of Sceloporus undulatus (fence lizard), 3528 nucleotides long. RefSeq names its product YKT6 v-SNARE homolog (gene YKT6). The transcript has 9 exons. Gene Ontology annotation, biological process: endoplasmic reticulum to Golgi vesicle-mediated transport. Gene Ontology annotation, cellular component: Golgi apparatus. The record is from RefSeq and is a predicted model, not a curated record. Gene Ontology annotation, molecular function: SNAP receptor activity. Bases 250 to 846 code for a protein of 198 amino acids. Lineage: Eukaryota; Metazoa; Chordata; Lepidosauria; Squamata; Phrynosomatidae.